AUGGCCCAUCUUCGCUCCUCCCUGAUCGGCAAUGCUGCCGGCACCAUCGAUGGCUUCGACCUUUCUAAUGAAGCCUUCGACGGAGCGUGGCAAUAUGUCUGCGAGAAAUUCGGCUCCCCAGAACUCCGCAAGGUCGCCAUCUACGAUCGCCUGGUGGGCCUCCGCUGCCCCGAUGACGACCCCAGGGACGUUUCCCGCUUCCUAAACCAAGUCGUUGGACUCCUCGCCCAAGCUAAGCGAGUCGGGCUCGAUCAAAAUCAGCGGGCCAUCCAGCAAGCCAUCGAGAAGGCGUUGCCCUCCUGGAUGAAGCCCUACCUCUUCAGCGCUCGUCUCGCCGCGGCUCUUUGGAACACGGAUGCCCUCAUGGCUCAUUUGCCCCGACUGGUGGAACUCGCCCCGGCCAAGCCAGUGGCACUGGGCCGCCCGCCCGUUUCGGCGACGACGACCCUCAGUUCGCAUGUGGAAAAUGUCGGGGGGACACCCACCAAGGGCCCGAACCGUCCGACCCCGCAGCUUCCAUGCUUCCUUUGCUCCACCCCUGAGGACCCCCAACUCCAUCGGGCACCCACCAUGACUUGGUGUGCUACGGGGACUCCGCUGAGGCCCCGUUCCCCGCCCGUGCCGUCCAGCCCUCGCCCUUGUGCUGCUCCCGUGGCGAAUGCCGAAGAAAUCAUCCCGGAAGCGACCACCGCCGUCGCUUCUCAGCCUGCAGCGCAAGCUCCCACGUCGCUGCUGCUCGUUCAAGUCCCUGUGCGAAAUCCCCUCACCGGUCAACAAGUUACCGUUUGGGCCAUUUUGGAUUCCGGGGCCAACCGCUGCUAUGCCACGAAUCAGCUGAAAACCAGUCUGGGGCUGACCGAAUCUCCCCCCUGCGCCAUUGCCGUCAACACCUUUGGCGGCCAAACCCUGCAGCGGACUUAUGGGACCAUUUCUCUGACCGUCGUCCUCGAUGAUGGCCUUCUGGACGUGGAAACCUUGUGCACGCCAAUCAUCGUGGCACCCAUCUUUACGCGAGUCUUGCGACCGAAUCAUCCGCCCCGGCUCAGCUCGUUGGUCCCCAAGACCGUCCAGCCCAGCCUCCUGUUGGGCGGCCCCGCCUUUGGCGUGUCGUCCGUGCUCGCCACGAAGAUCACCGCU
This is a messenger RNA of Mesorhabditis spiculigera, 1137 nucleotides long. Lineage: Eukaryota; Metazoa; Nematoda; Chromadorea; Rhabditida; Rhabditidae. The record is from the annotation of a GenBank genome assembly.